Molecule: messenger RNA, 183 nt
Organism: Hypoxylon trugodes
Lineage: Eukaryota; Fungi; Ascomycota; Sordariomycetes; Xylariales; Hypoxylaceae
Exons: 2
Coding region: 1-183 (60 amino acids)
Source: RefSeq, a predicted model, not a curated record
AUGGCAAUUUCUGUACAGGUCGCAGUCUCAAUCACUGGUGUGGUAUUGACCUUCUCCAUUAUGCUUAUGACCGCCUGGGAAGCUUAUCAUCGUUGGGUUAUACGACGUACGAUUCUUGACGAGGAGAGCGACGAGCUGGGAAAUGUUCAACCUAAUCAUUCUCGUAACAAGAGCGGACCCUGA